Messenger RNA from Salpingoeca rosetta, 927 nucleotides. RefSeq lists its product as uncharacterized. Bases 1 to 927 code for a protein of 308 amino acids. NCBI's taxonomy places the organism in Eukaryota, Choanoflagellata, Craspedida, Salpingoecidae. The transcript has 9 exons. The record is from RefSeq and is a predicted model, not a curated record.
AUGGAGAGGAGGCAUGCAGCCCUCUCGCCACGCAAGCGGCUGUUGCGCAGACCAACCACCUCAAGCAGCAGACCACAACAAGCCCAGCAGCAGGUGCAACACCUGACCGAGACUGUGAAACGACUCCAAGAAGAGAAUGCGACACUGAAGCAGCGGCUCACUGAUCUUCGUCGCGCGACUCGUGCUUCCACCAUUGUGAAGAAGGCGCCAACACAGCAUGCACUGCCUCGCAUUCGGUCUGCCCGAAAGACAGAGGAUACAGACUUGAAACAGCAGGUGCAGAACUUGCGCGAAGCCAACGCCACGCUGCGACAGCAGCUCACCUCCCUCAAGGAGGAGCAAGCAAUCGCGGCAGCGGAGGCAAGGGCAACCAUCAAUGCCCAGAACACACGCGCGCACGAGAUGAGCGCAGAUAUCAACAGGCUCACCCACACAGUUCGAGAAGCACAAGACACGCUCAAGAAGGAACAAGAUGAGAAGCAAGCCUUGGCCGCCGAGGUCAAGCAGCUGCAGCAGGAGCUGGAUGAAGCCAAGCGUGAGACGGCCGCAUGCGCUGCAAUUGCCCGCGCGCAACACCAGCGCCACGUCAGCCCCACAGAGCAGGACUCGCGGGUGCGGCGCCUGGAGCACGACAUGGCCAUCCUCCAGGCCGACAACGACCGCCUCACGGAGCAGUGCCUCGAACUCCAGCGCGAUGCUGCUUCCACGGCAGAUUUGCGAAAGCAAGUCCACACCCUGAAAGCAAAGCUCGCUUCUGCAGAGGCGGAGGCGGCGCGGUCGUCGGGCAGUGGUGACGCGGCUGCACAGGCAGAGUGGAAGCGCAUGUAUCAGGAGUGGAUGAAGAAGGCAGAGACCAAGAUCAGAGAACUGCAGGCUGCAAACCAGCUCAUCCAGAAGGUGUGCACAAGAGAGAAUGUGUAUGUGUGA